Messenger RNA from Paramormyrops kingsleyae, 3179 nucleotides. Lineage: Eukaryota; Metazoa; Chordata; Actinopteri; Osteoglossiformes; Mormyridae. The record is from RefSeq and is a predicted model, not a curated record.
GCCUCUUGCCAGUGCAGUUCUCUAAUGAAAGCAGCCCUUUAUCGCCCGUUUUAAUCGCUCUCCGGUUCACGCCCAGCGCAGCUCUCCUAGCCGCUUCUCCUUGGAGGGGGCAAACGGCGUGAUUCUCGGCAAGGCGUCUGCCGGUGGUCGUAUUUUCACCGCACUCGCACAAACCCGAAGCGGCGAUCCCGGCCACGCCAGGUGCCGCUUCCAGAGGGGAGGAGUCUACCGGCACAGGCACACCCCUCCGCGGCGAAGAGAAAGCUUAGCGACGGACAUCGCGCUGCUGGCGCAACAUGACGGCGGACUGUCGGCGCGCACUGGACACUUAACGCACGGAGAAUUGCGCGUUAUCACCGGCUGCCUGUGUCCCCCUGGCAGGGAGGGUGGCUCGCUCCGUUCUGUCUCCCCGUUUCUUGACGUUGCGUGGCGUCCUUCCCGUCGCGCUGGAUCUUUCGUGUAAGAAGAUGUGCGUGGAGAGCGACGGCUGCGAGCUAGAGGGCUGCGGCAGCUCGGACGAGGUGCGCACCCUGUCCGGCAGCAUGAGCCCGACGCUCCGCUCCAGCCCCGAUCUGCGCUCCUGUAGACCGGGGCAGAAAUUCCGCGCGGCGCUGCUCAAGUGCAAGUCUCCGGUAGCGGCAGCCGGGAUACUCAGCUUCGGAAAUGUGCUUAAUUACAUGGACAGAUACACAGUGGCAGGUGUUCUCCUUGACAUCCAGAAGCAUUUCACCGUCACCGACAGCGAGGCCGGCUUGCUCCAGACAGUGUUCAUCUGCAGCUUCAUGGUGGCGGCGCCCAUCUUUGGCUACCUUGGUGACCGUUUCAACCGGAAGAUCAUCCUCAGUUGUGGGAUCUUCUUCUGGUCCGUGGUGACACUCUCUAGCUCCUUCAUCACCAAAGAGUACUACUGGCUGUUCGUCCUGUCGAGAGGCCUGAUCGGCAUCGGGGAGUCCAGCUACUCCUCCAUCUCUCCCACCAUCAUCGGGGAUCUCUUCACCAACAACACGCGCACCAUGAUGCUCUCUGUCUUCUACCUGGCGAUCCCCCUGGGCAGUGGACUGGGCUACAUCUUGGGUUCCAGUGCAAAGGAGGCAGCCGGUGACUGGCAUUGGGCACUGAGGGUGUCUCCCGUCUUGGGCAUCACCGCCGGGACACUCAUCCUUUUCUUCGUACCUGAGCCCAAACGAGGGAGCGCCGAUCACGCGGCAGGGCGCCUCAAGACACCCUGGACGUGCGACAUGAAGGCUCUCGCCAAGAACCGCAGCUACGUGUUCUCCUCCCUGGCCUCCGCCGCCGUGUCCUUCGCCACUGGGGCCUUUGGGGUCUGGAUCCCGCAGUACCUCUUCCGGGCACAGGUGGUGCAGAAGAGCGUGGUGCCCUGUACCCAGGAGCCCUGCAGCAGCAAGGACAGCCUGAUCUUCGGCGCCAUCACCUGUGUGACGGGGCUCCUGGGGGUCCUGAUUGGGGCGGCCACCACUCGCCUGUGCCGGCAGAAGACGGAGCGUGCCGACCCGCUGGUGUGUGCCGUCAGCAUGCUGGGCUCGGCUAUCUUCAUCUGCCUCAUCUUCGUUGUGGCUAAGAAGAGCAUCGUGGGAGCUUACAUAUGCAUUUUUAUCGGUGAGACACUGCUGUUUCUGAAUUGGGCCAUAACGGCGGACAUUUUGAUGUAUGUUGUCAUCCCGACCCGGAGAGCCACAGCCGUAGCGUUCCAAGGCUUCACCUCGCACAUCCUGGGAGAUGCCGGAAGCCCGUACCUGAUUGGUCUGAUCUCGGACAACCUGCAGAAGAGCUACCCCGGGUCGGACCUCUGGAAGUUCCUGAGCUUGGGUUACGCCCUCAUGCUCUGCCCCUUCGUCAUCGUCCUUGGGGGCAUGUUCUUCCUCGCCACGGCCCUCUUCUUCCUGGACGACAGAGAGAAAGCGGAGAGACAGCUGAGCCAGUCCACCACGUCGCCCUCCUCCAUCAAGGUAUGAUCAGGUGAGUGUCGCCGGAUCUCCUGAUGCCUCCCACCGGCGUACAAAGUGAACAGUGGCAGGUCGCCUUAACGCUCUUCACACGUCGCGUCAGCCCUGAACACGCCAGUCAGCUCUGUGGUGUGCGACUCCACCAGCUAGGCCGGUUCUGGGUGGCACCAAGGUGAUUAAGCUCACGGAUCGGGAUGGUCCCGCUUCUCACUUGGGUCUGGGCAGAGUUUCCAUGCCGAUCAUGUUACAGAUUAACCUGUAAAAACUGGCAAUAACAACCCCCCCGCCCCCCCGUCCAGCCUCUCUGGGGCACAGGGACGAAGGUGUAGGUAUCUGCGUCAGAGCCAUGUCAGUGUAUCAUGCUCCAAACCACGCAUUCUCUCGUCCCCCCUUCCAGCUCAGAGCUUCACCCCGGUUAUUAGAUGUUCCUUAGAGGUUCCAGGCAGCCUCCACACCUGGGGGGGGCACAGGCCUUUGGAGCGUGACGGGGACGUGACUCCCAGAGCGUGAUUCCCAGAGUCCGUGAGCGAUCGCUCAGUCACCGGGCAGCUAUGCAGGCCAGACGGUGCUUUUUGUGUUUACUGUGAAAUGAGUGAUCAGAUGUAAUGAAAUGGCGGCGACCCCCGCGGCCCCCAUUUCGUGACCUUAGGUGACCCCUCCAGCAGAGAAUUACAGUAAGGAUGUCAUAUCUGAGCAGCCUAUGCUGGAAGUGGUCCCCCCCCCCCACCACCAGCCGAAUAACCCAGAUUAGAGUCAGGGCCUCGGAGUAGUGUGUGGCCCCACCCCCAGUGCCAGCGUGGUGGGAGGAGCAGAAGCCGCUCUGGCGGUGGCAGCUGACAGGCCGUCGUGACACCGCAUGGUCUCGUCCCUUUCUCAGGCGUCCAGGCUGCCUCCCCCUCCCCAUGCGACGGGGCAGGUGCGAGGCCCCCGUCUGUCUGCGGCCUGCCAAGAAGACGCACUGACCAGGGGCGGGGGGGUUCAAAAUGGUCGUCAUCGUCAGUCCUCCAUCUGUGUCGCUGGAGAGCGGUUUUAUUUUGGAAGUGGAGUUGCUCGCUGGCGGGGGCCGGGACACUUGACCUUGCGUGAUCGGCACAGUGACCCCACAGCGUGCAGGAGCAGAUGGCAGGAGCAGAACUAACAUCCAUCUGUCCGGUUUCGUUCUACUUUUGUUGCUCCAAGUACAGACCAACACCACCCCCCCCCCCCCCACCCCCC